Messenger RNA from Drosophila obscura, 5331 nucleotides. RefSeq names its product mediator of RNA polymerase II transcription subunit 1 (gene MED1). Gene Ontology annotation, molecular function: transcription coregulator activity. Gene Ontology annotation, cellular component: mediator complex. Bases 189 to 4799 code for a protein of 1536 amino acids. Gene Ontology annotation, biological process: regulation of transcription by RNA polymerase II. Lineage: Eukaryota; Metazoa; Arthropoda; Insecta; Diptera; Drosophilidae. The transcript has 4 exons. The record is from RefSeq and is a predicted model, not a curated record.
GGUCACACUGAUCACAAUGGCCAUUUUGUUGUUUUGCGUUGAAAAUUUUCGGGUUUUAAUUUAGCGAAAAAGAAUAAUGGUGUAGGUAUAGUUACUAAAUAUUCAGAGGUAAAUGGUAACAAAUAAAAUGGUACAUUUGAACAACUAAAUUGCUAAAGCAAGGCAGGCAGAAAGCAAACAUAAGAACGAUGAGUGGAACAAAUGCAAAAUCCUCGUCGGCGGCGGGAGGUGGCUUUGGUAGCCAUAUACCCAGCAUUGAGGAAAAGAAUAAGCAAAUUCAGCAGGAGACCAUGAUGGAGAAGCUGAGAGCAAAGUACCGGAACAAGCCGAAAACGUAUGAGGAGAUCAAGAAGUCGGUGAGAAUGUAUUUCAUUGAGAAGCACUAUCCACUGGAUCCCCUCUGCAAGGCAACACUGCAGUCGGCGUUGGACAAGCUUCAGCACUAUAUCAAGGUUACCUCGAGGCAUGGCCUCGUGGAGCGAUUGGAGAGCCUGUCCCGGCAAUUGGGUCUCAAGUUCAUGGAGGAUCAGCAGCUCCUGUUUAUUUCCACGGACAUGUUUUACGUGGAAAUUCUGCUCGACGCCAGCGGUAAUCUGUCGGACGUCAAGGUGCAUCAUGAAUGUAAAAUAGAGCAGCAAUCGAGUGAAUUGGUAAAGUGCCUGAAGUCCGGAGACUUUGCCGACUUCACCGUUCAGCUAGAGGGUCUGUCCUCAAUUUACCAACUCAAUGCCGAGCCAAAGGUCAAGAAGAAGGCGUUUGUGGCCUUGCAGGCCAUGGAAACGGACAUCUACAGUCUCUACAGUCAUCAGAUGCCAAACCGCACGGGCGACAGCUACGAGAUCAUGAACAGCUCUGCCGUGGGUCUGGUUCUGCAGCGGCGCGGCGGCCAUCCCAUGAAGCUGACCUACUUCUGCCCCCCCAUCCACCUGGCGGAUGGCGAUUCGAAGGUGGCAAGCAGCGAGUUUAGCAUUGAUCAGGUGAUGCACAGCAGUCACGGACUGAGUGCCACCGUUAACCUGGAGGGCUCCUCGGCCAACAAGCUUCAGCUUAUGCCCAUUCUAAGCUUCAGUCGCGAUCCGCAAACGGGCCUGGAGAUGCCCACGUAUGCCCCUCUCAAUCAAAACAACUCCAUGCUGAUGCCGGCCACCUAUGUGCUGCGUCUGAACAAGCCCAUGCCCGUGUGCUACGAGACCCUUAAAAGUCUAGGCCUGCCGGGCGUAGAGGGCAUGACACCAGCACCCUCGUCACCAGUCGCCACUGUGCUCAAUUUGAUUGUGCAAACCGCCUCUAAGCAGGCGAUAAAGAACACCCAGAGGGGCCUCUAUGUCAAUCUGCCCAAGGAGACGCACUGCUAUUUCUUUACGGACAAUCGCAAGCUGCAGGGUGCACUGAUAUCGUCCCUACCCUUCACAGAGCCCGCCCAGGUGCCCAAGAUAAUGGCGUUUCUGAAAAAGCAGGCCCUCUUCUACACGCUUCUCGCCAGCUGUGUGCGAGAACAGCAGAAGCAAUACAAUGACAUGGAUAGCACUGUGAUACUGGAGGUGACGGCCGUCUCCUUCAACCAGAUCACUGUGGAGCUGCAGCACCCCUAUGAGGAGUCGCUGGCCACAGUGGAUUUCCUGCUGGAGGAUGGCCAGGCCACAUGCAGCAUCUAUUGCCUGAACAACGAGUAUGAGAUGCUCUCUCAAAAGCUGACACGGACUGUGCGGAAAGUCCUCUCCAUCCCGAUGGUCAUCUACAAGCUGCUCAAGUGCUGGGAUGAGGAGCAUCAGUUCAAGUUGCACGGCGUGAUUGGUCCUGGAGCGGGCGCAGGUGCGGGAUUUGGAUCGGGAGCUGGAACAGGAAACGGCGGCGGAGGCGGGGGAGGACCGGGGCUUGCUCAUGCCCACAAUUUUAAUCAAUUUGCCAUGGAAACGGGACCCUCGGUGGAUGGAAGCUUGCCCAGCGGCGGCUUCACCAGCAUCAACAACCUUAAAAUGGAAGCCAAGUCGCGCUCCCUGGCAGAUGCUUUUGCGGCCUCCACCUCGGCAGCGGCAGCCAUUGCCGGCCUAAUAAAUCUGAAGCGUGAAACGGAUCCUCAAUUAGCCCUGGGCCCUGCACCCUCGGGCAACUCCAGUGCCAGCGCAGCCUCCGUUCCGGCGGCGGCCAAGACGAGCGAUCAUGAGAUUGCCGACAAGUAUAAAAACAUUUGGAAGGAUAAGACACCGAACCUCAAGCACUGCGUCAGCAUAACUCCCAUACCAGGUGACGGUAAGACAGGAGGUGGAGGUGGAGGUGGAGGAGUUCCCGGGGGAAGCAGCGUUGGCGGCGGAGUCCCAGCAGUGGAGGUUCAGCGCACAGGUGGCAUAGAGAUAAUACCAUUAAAUGCACAGAACCAGACCAGUGGACCUCGGGACGGAGGAAGUGCGACCUCCACAACGGCACCCACUACCAUAACCAUAACUCCGAUUACCGGCAAGGAUCCAGCCAAGGAAUCGUCCAAGAAGAGCAGCUCAGCUCCUGCCGGGGUAAGUGUCGCCACGAAGCGCCCACACGAAAGCAGUGCCAGCGCUUCUUCUUCGUCUGCCGGCAGCGGAGGGAGCAGCUCCUCCACAUCCUCCACCGGCAGCAGCAGCUCAUCCUCCACGGAUACGCAGAAGGAGAAGAAGCGCAAGAAGAAACGCGAUGAUUCCCCCAUGGGUCCCCCGGAGAAGAUAUACUCCCGCCAGAACUCGCCAGCGGCUGGUGGAGAUGCUUCGGCACCCGGGGGCGUGGUGAGGAAGUUUUCCUCUCCCUCGUCCUCGCCCAAGGCCGGUGGAUCCGGGCAGGGCCUAAUGGCUGGCGUGCCUCCGGCACGUCCCAGUCCCAAGCAUUCGCCCGUCUACAGCAGUCCCAAGCACAACACCGCCUCGAACAGUCCCAAAUCGCCGUUUGGAACCCACUCGCCCAAGCACGGCUCCUCGGGAAAGCCGAGCAUGUCCACUCUGAAGAGUGCGGCCACAGCGGGAACUAGCCUCAGUCCCAAGGGUGACAAAUCAUCGUCGUCCGUCGGCGCUCCUCCAUCAGCAUCGGCAGGAUCAUCCACAGGAGCUGGUGGCAAUCCCAGCCUGGUGCGUUCCUUUGCAAGCGUUGGAGCUCCGCCACCACCACCGCCGGUGCCUUCUCUGAGCAGCGCCAGCAGCAGCAGCAGCAGUCAACAGAGCGGCAGCUCGGGCAUUAAAAAGGAGAAAUCCUCCUCUGCAGGGGCCUCUUCGUCGGCGGGAGCUUCUUCUGGCCCCUCCGUUGGUAGUGGCGGCGUCGGUGGUGUCUCUCCAGCCAGUGUGGUGGCUGCCGCCAGCGUCGCUGCCGCUGUGGCGGCUCUGAAAACCUCCCAGCAGCAGCAGCAGCAGCAGCAACAACAACAACUGCAGCUCAAAUCAUCUGUGGCCAGCUUGUCGCAUCUGGCUGCUGGAGGCAGCCUGGGCAGCUAUGCGGGAGCUGGAGGAGCAGCAGUGGCGGCAGCAGCGGCAGCAACGGUGGUAGCAGGAGCGGGAGCGGUGACAGGUGCUUCGGCCAUGGAACUGAGUGCUCUGCGGAAGGGCCUGGCGGGAGGCGCGGUUAGUUUGAUGACGUCGACGGCAGCUUUAGCAACAGCAAUCCCAGCAAUAGCAACAGCAGCAGCAGCGGGAACGGGACUGGGAGUGGGAACAGCAGCGUCAGCGUCAGCGGGAGUGGCAGUGGGAGCAGCGGCAUCAGCGGCAUCAGCGGUACCAGCGGCACCACCACCAGCAACGUUUCAACAGCAGCAGCCGGGAGCAGCGCCACCUAGUAGCUGCUUAGCCACUAGCGGGCCCAGCAGCAGCGACGCAGGUGGAAGCAACAUCACAAGCGGAACAUCCUCGGAGUAUAUGGUGAAACCCAGCAGCCAGGAAGGCCUCAAGCUGACAAUCAACAAAACGGGCAGCAGCAAGAGCUCCAGUUCCGGCGCAAGCUCCUCAAGCGGCAUGGGAAAGACGAAGGGCAGCAGUAGUGGCUCGAGUGGGGGCGCAGCAGCCUCGUCUAGCUCCUCGAGCUACGCCAAAAAGCAGCACACGGGCCUGAAACCCGGAGUGAACAGUGGACCUGCCUCCAAGAAAGCCACAGCGUCAGCAACAGGAUCAACAGCAAUCGCUGGCGGCGGCUCCUCCUCCUCCAGCAAGCAUCUAUUUCAGAAGGCCAACUCGUCGGGCAACUUAAGCAGCAAGCUCAGCGGAUCCGCCAGCGGCGGUGGUGUACUGCUGACCAAAAGCAAUAGUACCAACUCCUUCCCAGAGCACAAUGCCCCCAGGCGUCGACCCAGUAUGGGAGGCUUAGCCAGCAGCGGCGGUGGGGCAGGAGGGGCUCAACGAAAGGGUGGCUCAUCUGCGGGUGGAGGUGGCUCUUCGGGAGCCGUGUCGCCGGCAGCUCUCACUGGCUCCAUGUCCCAGCCGCCGCCUCGGUUCGAUCAUCACACCGACAUGAUGACCAUUCUACAAUAUGCCUCACCCACGAUGGCCGCCAGCAUGGAGGGCUUCAUCAAGGGACUGCACAACAAGUUUCAAAUACCCAAGUUGUCGCAGCGCGGGAGCGGUGGCAGUGGACGGAGCACGCCCAGCAGCACUGAGCAGACUUCGACAACAUCGGCUACGACUGUUGCCUCCACAGUUGCCAGUUCCAGUGGACUGUCAGAUCCGGACACAAAGCCUUCGGCACCGCCGCCUCCGUCGGGCAACGAUCUGCUGCUGAACCUUAGCACCACGGCGCCAAUGCCCACUGGCGAUGGCAUCGAUGAGGAGCUUCUGGCCAGCCUGGCUGGCGAAUGACACCAUGCGAUGUUCCUGUUGCUCUAUUCCGCUUUGCGACUCUCAUUUAAUGGACAACUUAUGUGGAAUCGUCUUGUUACUGGGCUCAAAAACUAAGCUACAUCAAUACUCGUACUCGUAUACAUAUAUGAUUAUAGAUUUUCUCAUUAUAUUUACAUUUUUAAUAGAUUCGAUUCGCAAAUUAUUCCGUAAACCGUAUAUUUAUUGCCUUGUAUCUCGUAUCUCACGAUCUGCAUGUGCAACAGUUGCAACCUAACUUUAAAUUCAGUUUCCUCCGAUAGGCUUACGGAUUUUCCUAUUCUUAAUAUACGACACAAGAAAUUUGGUACAAAAUCUCAGAGAUUAUCACGUGCUGCUUGUAAAACUGUGUAAUGGCGGGCAAAAACAAAACUCAUGUUAAACUUUGGUUCACAAAAUGUAUUAGGAAACAUUUAUUGAUAGCGAUAAGAUACCAUAUUGUGUGUGGACCGAUCGCUCUAAACAUUAUGUAAAAUAUAAUAUAAAUAUAAAUAUUUGUAUUCAGUUGGAGACA